UUCUCCUAAUUUUGUUGUAACUUGUAACCUGAAAAAUUCUACCUCCCCAACACAGUUUGAGAAAUUGUUCCUAAUUUUCUCCACAGGUGGUAGACAAAGUCUUUUCAUUUCCGAAUUUGCUCUUCACCAAAUUAGUUUUCCAGUUCCCGGAAUACGAGCAACAAAUAAGAAGAUUGGGAGGAAAGAUCAGUAAAUAAUUCAUCACUUCUCCAUUUUUGGAUCUUUGCAGCUUCCUUAAUAAACCCAGAAAAAGAAAAGAGAAAAAUGAGCUCAGUGGUCUUUGGUUCAUCUUAUGUAACUCACUCUUGCUAUCUGAAGAGCAAAACAAAGGGUGGGGAUGUCAAGAGGUUCUGUGUUCGAAUCUCGGUGGCUUCUGCCCCGAAGAAUUUACAAUCUUCUGAGAAGAAUAAUUUGCAGAAGAGCAUUCGCAUUGGUGUUCUUGGUGCUAGUGGUUACACUGGCUCAGAGAUUGUUCGUUUGCUAGCCAAUCAUCCAUACUUUGGUAUUACUUUGAUGACUGCUGAUAGAAAGGCUGGUCAAUCAAUUGCAUCAGUAUUUCCACAUCUGGUAGCCCAAGACUUACCGAAUUUGGUUGCUGUUAAUGAUGCAGAUUUUUCAAAUGUCGAUGCUGUGUUUUGUUGCUUGCCUCAUGGUACAACACAGGAUAUUAUUAAAGCUCUUCCUGGGUCACUGAGAGUGGUUGAUCUUUCUGCCGACUUCCGACUGCGGGAUACUGCUGAGUAUGAGGAAUGGUAUGGUCAACCUCAUAGAGCACCAGAAUUACAGAAAGAAGCCGUCUAUGGUUUAACAGAAGUUUUAAGGCAAGAAAUCCAGAAUGCUCGGCUAGUUGCUAAUCCUGGUUGUUAUCCGACAUCAAUUCAGAUCCCUCUUAUUCCCUUGUUAAAGGCUAAUCUAAUAGAGUACAGUAACAUAACUAUUGAUGCAAAAUCUGGUGUGAGUGGGGCAGGACGUGGUGCAAAGGAGGCUAAUCUAUAUACCGAAGUAGCUGAAGGAAUUCAUGCAUAUGGUGUUACAAGACAUCGUCAUGUUCCUGAAAUAGAACAAGGGCUUUCAGAUGUUGCGAGGUCAAAAAUAACUGUCAGCUUUACUCCACACUUGAUGCCAAUGAGUCGGGGUAUGCAAUCAACCAUAUAUGUUCAGAUGACUUCGGGAGUGACAGUUGAUGAUCUGUAUGACCAGUUAAAAAUGUUCUCUGAGAAGGAAGAGUUUGUUAUUUUGCUAGAGAAAGGGGUUGUUCCACACACUCGAAAUGUUCGUGGAUCAAAUUACUGCUAUAUGAACGUCUUUCCUGAUCGAAUUUCAGGGAGAGCAAUUAUUAUAUCAGUUAUUGAUAAUCUUGUGAAGGGAGCAUCAGGUCAAGCUGUACAAAAUCUUAACUUGAUGAUGGGAUACCCAGAGAAUACAGGAUUACUCUAUCAGCCGCUCUUUCCUUAGGAUUGAUUAUUUUUGCAGGUAUGUCAAGCUGUUGCGGAUUGUGAACUUUGCCAUGGCUAGUGGUACGAUUCAGUGAUGAUUACAAUACCAUGCAAGAAACUCCGCAUCUCGUUUACCUCCCCGACCCCCAACCGGACAUCCAAAAAAGUAUCAUGUAGUAUUGAGGGACGUUGGAUUUCUCUGGGGGAGGCUGUUUGUUUUUACUAUUUUCGCUUACGCUGAAAGGACGAUAUAACACCCAGCAUUGGAACUGCUAGGUGUAAUCAGGACAUACUAGUAGUACUGUAGUAGUAUGAUAUGGUUCUGUAAAAUAUGUCAACUGAAUUCAGGAUUGUAUUUUGGAAAAAGAUAAUCCUUUUUUGUGAAAUAAGUUGGAUAAGUAAUCAAUCCCGUUAUCUAAUGUAAAGAUGUAUGGAUUAUAAUAUCCUUGACUUUUCUGA
This is a messenger RNA of Beta vulgaris subsp. vulgaris (sugar beet), 1895 nucleotides long. Its product is annotated as probable N-acetyl-gamma-glutamyl-phosphate reductase, chloroplastic. Gene Ontology annotation, molecular function: NAD binding; protein dimerization activity; N-acetyl-gamma-glutamyl-phosphate reductase (NADP+) activity. Gene Ontology annotation, biological process: L-arginine biosynthetic process. NCBI's taxonomy places the organism in Eukaryota, Viridiplantae, Streptophyta, Magnoliopsida, Caryophyllales, Amaranthaceae. The transcript is spliced from 14 exons. The record is from RefSeq and is a predicted model, not a curated record. The coding region runs from base 265 to 1455 and encodes 396 amino acids.